AUGCCAUCCAACAGGGACUCACUCAAGAAUGCCGAAAAAUAUUGCAAGAAGGCGAGUGAAUCAGACAUUUACCCCAUCUGUCUCGUUCUCGACCCAAACUAUAAGCUAACUUAUAUUGAAAGACAAUGGACUCCUCAGGAGGUCGCUCCUGGACAGGCCUGCCUCAAGCAUGCUCACCGCCUGCAACGUGCUGCACCUGAUGCCAACUUGAACGCAUCAUGGACGACAACUGACUGGGUCGCCGUGCAGUAUCCUCUUAUUGAUUCCGCAAUCUCCGUGAAUUCUGAAAUGCCCCACGUGUACCACUGGGUGCACCACUGGCUACACCAGCCAGCCUUAAAAAGUCAAGGAGCUGCAUUCUCGAAGACACUUGAAGUUGUGGGCAAGUUUUUCUUCUGGGCUGCCUUCCCCCAAUACAAUGACGAACAGACCACCUCCAAGCACUGCCGAAUUGCUGCUCAUUACGUCAAACAACAUGUCAAUGCUAACUUACGAGACAUUGAGAGGCGAGGAAGCCUAGAGGCAUUCUUGAAUCAGGAGACGGGCAUUGAUCAGGAUGCUGUCUUGGCUUACCUUUCUGAUGGCACGCGCUUGCGUACCGACAAUACUAUCUAUGUUUUCAACAAGUAUUAUUUGGAUUUUGACUUAAACGACGUGCUUCACGAGCUAAGGGUUAACCUACCACUACAACCUCCGAUUGAAGCUGACAUCUUUGAUGUCAUCGCUAUGACAGCCCAUAAGGACCUCAAACGUCAGGCUGCGCUCCCUGCUGGUCUGGAUGCGGAUUUGGAAAUUAUAAGCCGCAUGAAGAUACAUAUCAAAUUUUUGUCACCUGCUGUGAGAACUGCAAUUGAGGACAGAGAGCAACCAAGGAUGCUGGGUGAUUAUGUAUCGAAUGUGAAGAUGAGACAGGUCGCUGACGCGUGUGCGAGGACGCAUGAGGAUCUCCGGGCUCAGUUCCAAGGCGCUGAGAAGUCAGCGGCCAGAUUAAUGAAGGGAACUGAUUCUGUACGCGCAAUAGUAAUGAAUACGCAAAUUCUAGAGAGUGCGCAUGCCUCAGGCCAUCGGGCGCAGGAGAUUCUUGAACAGGCCUCGGACAUUACAGCUCUUGAGAGUCCUGCCAUGGAUUCAAAUAGCUUUCUUCGUGAGCUGAAACAUCUUGAUGGUGUACUGCGAAACGAAGUACAAGCUGUUACCGAAGCCAAGAACGCAUAUACCGAGCAAUGUAUCGGGGUCCUUCGGCAAAUCAGUGCCUUGAAUAUCAACAUUGUGCAGCUGCCAAUGACCUUAUCUAACCUGCAAGGCAAAUUCAGGGCUAAGAACAGCUUUUCUCACAUACAAUCAUAA
Messenger RNA from Suillus plorans, 1347 nucleotides. RefSeq lists its product as uncharacterized. Gene Ontology annotation, molecular function: molecular adaptor activity; protein kinase binding. Bases 1 to 1347 code for a protein of 448 amino acids. Gene Ontology annotation, biological process: autophagy of peroxisome; positive regulation of protein phosphorylation; piecemeal microautophagy of the nucleus. The transcript has 12 exons. Gene Ontology annotation, cellular component: Atg1/ULK1 kinase complex; phagophore assembly site membrane; extrinsic component of membrane. The record is from RefSeq and is a predicted model, not a curated record. Lineage: Eukaryota; Fungi; Basidiomycota; Agaricomycetes; Boletales; Suillaceae.